This is a messenger RNA of Capsicum annuum, 6182 nucleotides long. Its product is annotated as retrovirus-related Pol polyprotein from transposon RE1. Lineage: Eukaryota; Viridiplantae; Streptophyta; Magnoliopsida; Solanales; Solanaceae. The transcript has 5 exons. The coding region runs from base 2982 to 3923 and encodes 313 amino acids. Gene Ontology annotation, molecular function: nucleic acid binding. The record is from RefSeq and is a predicted model, not a curated record. Gene Ontology annotation, biological process: DNA integration.
AUAUGUACAGAAAAAUAUGGAUUCAAAACAAAACAACAAAAAUAUAAGCAGUAAAGUAGUUCUCUCCGGAUUUUGAAGUUGGGAUAUGAUGCGAUGGUCGUCGGCGUGGGUUCGCCGGCUGUGGUGGCGACGGAAAAGAGGGUAUUGGCGGCGGAAUAUGCGGCGGAGCGACGGGUUUUGACGAUUUUGGAGCAACAGCGGGAAAGGGGAAAAGGGAUCUCGCCGGUUGACGGGCAAAUUUUAAGUUCUCUGGCGGAAUUACACCGCAAGAACAGUAACAGUAAUAAGAAGGAGGUUUGGGAUUAUUUAAUCAUGAUAAUCGAAGAUUCCGGAAGGGGAUAGGAAGGGGAUUACAAGGUGGAGAGUCGAACCUUCUCCAACAAGAUGAAAGUUCAAGGUUCUGGCUCUCAUGUCCGCGGUCAGGCGCCUCAUUAGGAUCUCUAUCUUUUGCUAUUGAUUGCAGAUGGAUCACUGAAGUUCGGGAAGCAUGAUCAAUUGGUCAGGAAUUCCAAUCCCUAUCAGGAAUAUUAAAGAGAGUAUGCACUGGAUCAAGAGCAGGCAUUGGAAACACUUUAUUAAAAUACUUGUAGUUGAUUAGAUAUUAAUUGAAAAAAUAGUUAGAGAAAGAGUGAGCUGGCACUAGGAAGUUAUAGUUGAGUCGGUUAGCUGCAGCUUAAGCUGACAGCUGGCAUAAAAAGUUUAGCAAUAUAUGUGUGCAUUCUAUCAUGUAAAGAUCAAGGCAGUUACAAUGAAUUGAAGAUAUUUUUCUUCCCUCUCUUUUCCAAAUACACUAAUUGGUAUUACAUUGUAACUUCAAGGUAGAAAUUUAACAUGGUAUCAAAGCAGCUAUCGUCGUCUUCGCUGUGAAUUUGCCAUUGAAGCGCACAAACAGCCAUGGGAGAAACUAGAGAAACCUCUAUUGAAGCCGAACCUAUUGUAACUAUCGAUCAUCAUCAUCCUCUAUAUCUUCAGGCAUCUGAUACACCUGGAGCAGUGAUUAUACCAAUUAAACUCACAGGACCAGAGAAUUAUGAUCUGUGGAGUAGAUCCAUGAAAUUGGCACUCAGAGAUAAAGGGAAGCUGGGAUUCAUAGAUGGAUCAUGUGCAAAGCAUAGAUUUAAAGGUGAAUUAGCCGAAUUAUGGGAGAAAUGCAAUGCAAUUGUACUCUCAUGGAUUGGAUGUACCGUUGCGGCUGAGUUGAUGCCGACUAUUCUCUACGCUUCAAAUGCGAAGCAAGUUUGGAUCGAUUUCAAGAAACGAUUUGACAGAAGUAAUUUGACGCAAAUUUACCAUCUCUGGACAGAAAUUGUGACUCUGCGACAAGGUAUGGACUCUGUAACCACCUAUUAUUCGAAGAUGAAAGAUGCAUGCCAUGAAUUGGAUAUAAUGGCACCAUUACCUCAUUGUGAUUGUGAGGAAUCACGUGCUUAUUUGGAACACUUACGAUCCCAAAGGUUACUGCAAUUCCUUAUGGUAUUGAAUGAAAGCUUCAAUCAAAUUCGAAGUAACAUACUGGCUAGGGCACCUGUUAUCACAGUCAAUGAAGCUUAUGCCAUUGUUGCACAGGAAGAAAGUCAGAGAAGUUUAGGGGUGAUAGAUGACAAAAAGGAAAUUAUGGCAUUAUUUGCAGGGAAGUCACAAUCGAACAAAUUUGAUUCUGUGAAGGAAGCUACAAAGAGGUUUGAUAUGUUUUGCGAGUAUUGUGGAUAUAAAAAUCAUGUAAAGGAAGAUUGCUAUAAGUUGGUUGGGUACCCUAAUGAUUUUUAGAGUAAAAAACCAGGAGGGACUACUGUUCGACCGAGUGGAAAUAUCCAGGCAACUGAUUCCAAUACAUAUGUAAAUCCUUCAUAUCAGUCAGGUGGAUUUAGAUCACAAGGGCAAUUUCAGAAUCACUCAAGAGGAUAUAGACUACAGGGUUAUUCUUAUAAUCAGUUAGGAGGUUACAGACCACAAGGGAACUCCUAUAACCCCAGACCUGCAACAAAAUCUGGUUAUAGACCUCGAGUCAACACCACUAGUGCUGAAAAUGAAGCUUCUACGACCAUGAGUCAUUUCUUUUCUAAGCAGCAGUAUAAUCAAAUGAUGAACUUGAUGGGUAAAGACAAGUUACCUGAGUACUCUUCAAACUUAGCAGGUAUCACUGCCUUACUAUCCAAUGCCUUUGCAACUGAGUGGAUAAUAGACACAGAUGCAUCACACCGCAUUACUCCUUUCAAAUAACUUCUUAAUUCACUUAGAAGCCUACAGGAUGAUUUUUCUAACAGAGUUCAGGUUCCUACUGGUGCUAAUGCAAGAGUCAGCAGUGCAGGAAAGACUAUGAUUUUGAGAGAUCAUGAAAUACAUAAUGUGUUACAUGUUCCAGAGUUUAAGUUCAAUCUACUCUCAGUUUCAAAUCUAACUAGAGAGUUAUGUUGUGCUGUUACUUUCUUCCCUGAUUCCUGUGUAUUUCAGGCACUCUCCAAUGGCAAGGUCAUGGGGAUUGGUAAGGAAAGAGAAGGCUUGUACAUUCUAAAUAAUUACACCAAGUCUACAACUGGUGCGUCUACAGUGUUCAGUAACAGUAUAGAAAGCACUUUGUGGCACUAUAGAUUAAGACAUCCAUCAGGGGCAGCAAUGCAACACAUCACCACUCUUCACAGAAGAAUUCAUCCUCAGAUACAUGACACUUGUGAGAUCUGUCCACUAGCUAAACAACAUAGAUUGAAAUUUCCUAAUACAAAUAAAGCAUCAACCUUUUUGAAUUAGUGCACCUAGAUGUAUGGGGUCCUUACAAGAAGCCUACAUAUGAUAAAAAACAUUCUUUUGUAACACUGGUUGAUGACUAUAGCAGGUAUACCUGGAUUUGCUUAAUUCAGUCUAAAUGUGAAGUCUUUUGUGUGUUGAAGAAUUUUUUGUCCUUGAUAAAGAAUCAAUUUGGAGUUUAUGUUAAGGUGUUUAGGUCAGAUAAUGGUACAGAAUUUGUUUACUCUCAAUGCACUGACAUGUUUAGAUCCAAUGGAAUCAUCCAUCAAACUAGUUGUGCUUACACACCCCAACAAAAUGGGACUGUGGAAAAGAAGCACAAACAUAUUUUAGAGGUUGCUAGAGCAUUAAAGUUUCAAAGUAGAAUACCCGUCAGAUUUUGGGGGGAAUGUGUGAGAACUGUUGUGUAUCUCAUUAACAAGUUACCUUCCUCAUUUUUGAAUGACAAAACUCUAUAUGAAAUGUUGUUUGGCAGACCAACAAAAAAUGAUCACUUAAGGGUAUUUGGUUGUCUUUGCUAUGCAAAUGUUUUACCAAAAGGUGACAAAUUCCAAGAAAGAGCAACAAGAGUUGUUAUGAUAGAAUAUUGUGAAAGUCAGAAGGGAUAUAGGUUGUAUGAACCUAGCACUGGUCUUCUUUUUGUUAGUAGAGAUGUGACAUUUAAGGAACUAAUUUUUCCUUUCAAGAAUGAAGAGCAUGGAGAUGAUGAAGAAAUGUUCACAGUUCCUCCACCUGUUAGGGACAACUAUGAUCAACAAGCAACUUGGUUACCAGAUAUGAUCAUGCAGGAAGCAACACCAGUCAUAGUUACAGAUUCACCAGUUGACAGGAGUAAAUUUAUUGAACCAAAAUCUGCAGUGGUCAGCAAUACAAAUACUGAUCAAGAGAAUGAUCAGCAUGACAUGGAUGUGGAGAAUACACUUGAAGAAGUGUUAGUACCUACAGCUCAGCUUGCACAAGGAAGACCCUUAAGAAAUGUUAAGCCUCCAAUUUGGCUUAGUGAUUAUAUGACACCUGCCAAGUCCACAACAAAUUGUUCAUAUCCAAUAUCUAACUAUGUGGCUUAUUCUCACUUAUCAAGUUCAUACCAGGCAUACUUGAGAUCAUUCUUAGCAAUACAAGAACCAAAAGAUUUUGAAGAAACCUCACAGCAUGAAGAAUGGAUUAAGGCAAUGCAGUAGGAAAUAAAUGCUCUAGAAGAAAACAAGACCUGGGAGCUAGUUUCAUUACCACCUGGUAAGUAGCCUAUAGGAUCUAAAUGGGUGUACAAGGUCAAACUCAAAGCUAAUGGAGAAAUUGAUAAGUAUAAGGCAAGAUUGGUUGCAAAAGGCUAUACACAGAGAGAAGGUUUAGACUAUCAUGAAACAUUCUCUCCUGUAGCCAAGAUGGGAACUGUGAGGACAGUAAUUAGUAUAGCAGCUUCCAAAGAUUAGAAUCUUUUCCAAAUGGAUGUGAGCAAUGCUUUCUUGCAAGGUGAUUUGUAUGAAGAGUUUUACAUGUCAUUACCUCAAGGAUUUCGCAGAGAGGGAGAGACUAGAGUAUGCAAGCUAUUAAAGUCGUUAUAUAGGCUCAAGCAAGCAUCAAGACAGUGGAACAUUAAGUUGACCACAACUUUACUUGAUGCAGGCUACAACCAGAGUUGACAUUAUCACUCUUUAUUCACCAAGCUAUGUGGUGAUGAUAUAGUGAUAUUAUUGAUUUAUGUGGAUGACAUUCUUCUUACAGGAAGCAGUACAAAACUUAUAGAUGAAGCAAAGAAGUAUCUGCACAGCCAGUUUAAAGUCAAGGACCUUGGAGAGUUAAAAUAUUUUUUGGGGAUUGAAGUCUUGAGAUCACAACAUGGAAUCUUGAUGAAUCAAAGAAAAUACACAUUAGAGCUUAUUUCUGAUGUUGGAUUGGCAGGAGCCAAACCAGUUCUUACCCCCUUAGAGGCCAACGCUAAACUCACCUCUGUUGAGUAUGAUGAAUAUGCAGGAAAGCAGGAAUCCUCUGUUUGAUGAGUAGGUACCAAAAACUUAUUGGAAAGUUAAUAUACUUGACCAUUACUAGGCCAGACAUUUGCUUUGCAGUUCAACUACUUACUUAGUUCAUGCAACAUCCCAAACAAUCACACUGGAUGGCAGCAUUAAGAGUGGUAAGAUAUAUUAAAGGUUCACCUGGACUGGGUAUUUUCAUGAAGAGAAGUCCUAUAGAUAAUCUGGUGGUGCAUUGUGACUUUGAUUGGGCGGCAUGCCCUAACACAAGGAGGUCAGUUACAGGCUUCGUUGUACAACUGGGAUCUUCGUUGGUUUCUUGGAAAUCGAAGAAGCAACAUACUGUUAGUCGUAGUUCAGCAGAGGCAGAAUAUCGCAGCAUGGCAGCUGUAGUCACUGAAGUCAUUUGGAUGAUAGGUCUUUUAAAAGAUCUGUCAAUUACUGUAACCACUCUCAUUCAACUCUAUUGUGAUAGUAAAGCAGCUAUGCAAAUUGCUGCAAAUCCCAUGUUUCAUGAAUGCACUAAACAUAUCUAGAUCGACUGUCAUUUCAUCAGGGAAAAGCUCAAAGAGGGUCUCAUACAUCCAGUUCAUGUGUCUACUAAAUUCCAGCUUGCAGACUUCUUGACUAAAGGUCUUGGAUUAGCUCAACACAAUUUUCUGUUAUCCAAGAUGGGGGUUCUUGAUAUUUUUCACCCUCCAGCUUGAGGGGGAGUAUUAAAAUACUUGUAGUUGAUUAGAUAUUAAUUGAAAAAAUAGUUAGAGAAAGAAUGAGCUGGCACUAGGAAGUUAUAGUUGAGUUGGUUAGCUGCAGCUUAAGCUGACAGCUGGCAUAACAAGUUGAGCAAUAUAUGUGUGCAUUCUAUCAUGUAAAGAUCAAGGCAGUUACAAUGAAUUGAAGAUAUUUUCCUUCCCUCUCUUUUCCAAGUACACUAACUGCUAUUACAUUGUAACUUCAACGUAGAAAUUUGACACACUUGUUGAAAGAAAUUGCGGCUGCAAUAUGUGGAACAUUGAUUUAUGAUACAUGACAAGCAAGGAACUGGAGAACGUAUAGCGGACUUCAUACAAAUACUGAGUUCAUAGCUAUACAAAUACAAAAGGAAAUCAAAGAGAGAGUGAGUAGUUUUGCAGGAAUAAAAAGUACCGGAAGGAGUCAAGUUUUGAUUCAUAGAAUCAGUAAGUAGAGUCAUUUGUUUAGUUUUUUUGGCUGCUUUCUGUUUUCAGGUCUAGAGUGAUGCUGGAUAAUCUUCCACAAAGGGGAUCCAGAAAGCAGCCGAAAAAACAAAUAUCCCGCAAAAAACAGUUAUCAGAAUUGUGUAUAGCAAUCGUCCUCAUCAUGACAUUCAACAUCAGCUCGAAGAACACGGACUUCAUAUCCACACAUUUCUCAGCCAUGGCAAAGGAAUUGAUCCUCUUAACCAUAGAUUUCACUUCAUCCACGCGAAUUCCAUGAAGCAUUUGCAGA